Messenger RNA from Zonotrichia leucophrys gambelii, 1655 nucleotides. It is a transcript of the gene ASB5, whose product is annotated as ankyrin repeat and SOCS box containing 5. NCBI's taxonomy places the organism in Eukaryota, Metazoa, Chordata, Aves, Passeriformes, Passerellidae. The transcript is spliced from 8 exons. The coding region runs from base 322 to 1173 and encodes 283 amino acids. The record is from RefSeq and is a predicted model, not a curated record. Gene Ontology annotation, molecular function: protein binding. Gene Ontology annotation, biological process: positive regulation of protein catabolic process; intracellular signal transduction; protein ubiquitination.
ACUCUGUAGUCACUAGUCCAAGCUAGUAAAUGUUACUGAAUGGAUUUCAGUGUUGUGGCCAUUCUACAGUAAGUACAGCAAGAUCCUUUGUGAGAAAGCGAAAGGAGGAAAAAAGGUGCUAGAGAUCAUUUGUGGAUGUUCGUCAGAGCAGAGCACCUGCACCAAUGACAGACAGGCUUUCCUCGAGAAACAGAUCAUGACAACAAACACUGCUGUGCAGAGGAGCCAGAAUCUCCCCAAAAGACGCCUAGAAAGUGUAGGGGAGUGCCCUGCAAAACGGAAAGCUGGCUGGGGCAUUCUGACCAGCCAAGAUUGAAAGAAAUGAGUAGGAUUUAUAAUUGCAAUUGGCUGGAAGUGCCAUGGGGAGAUGGAGAUUUAGGUUCUUGGGCAGAUCGCUCACCUCUGCAUGAGGCAGCCAGCCAAGGACGUCUUCUUUCUCUGAAGACUUUAUUGUCACAGGGGUACAAUGUAGACACACUAACAAUUGACCAAGUAACUCCACUCCAUGAAGCCUGCCUGGGAGACCAUGUAGGAUGUGCAAGAAUCCUCCUUGAAGCAGGAGCAAACGUAAAUGCUACAACAAUUGAUGGAGUGACACCUUUAUUUAAUGCCUGUUCAAGAGGCAGUGCAGCAUGUGCUGAGCUCCUGUUACAGUACGGUGCCAAAGCUCAGUGGGAGUCCUGUCUGCCAUCACCAACUCAUGAAGCAGCCAGCAGAGGUCACAGUGAAUGUCUGGAGGUACUGAUAUCCUGGGGUAUAGAUGUUGAUCAAGACCUUCCUCAUUUAGGAACACCUCUGUAUGUAGCUUGUGUUUCACAGCAGAUCCAUUGCAUUCGAAAACUUCUUUAUGCAGGUGCCAACGUGCAGAAGGGAAAGCAUUUGCAAACUCCACUCCAUGCUGCUGCCCAGCAUUCUAGUACAGAGAUUGUAAACUUACUCCUUGAAUUUGGGGCAGACAUAAAUGCCAAAAAUUCAGAUUUUGAGAGGCCUGUUGAUUUAGCUGCCCCAAGCAGUUUAGUGGAGAGACUGCUGCUCUUCCAUGAAGCCACACCAUCUUCUCUUUGUCAGCUCUGCCGACUAUGUAUCCGAAAUUACAUAGGAAGAGCUAGACUGCAUCUUGUUCCACAACUCCAGUUGCCAACAAUACUUAAGAAUUUCUUACAGUAUAGAUAACAUAGUAAUUAAUUGUUAGAAACUUAAAUAUAGCAAGUACAUUUUUUUUCUGUUUAUUGUACAUUUUAUCUAAAGAACUGCUGGGCGGAAAAAAAAAAGCCUUUUUGCAUAUUGCUUAAAAAAAUGGUAUCUUUGACACCUGGUGUUGAAAAUGUAAUAGUUAUUGGGAGCCAUUCAGCAACUAGUGCCAAGGUGCUAAUCCAGCUGAAUUGAAUAAGUGUGCUGAUACUCUGGGACGUGAUUGUAUAACUUUAUCUUAACCCUUUAUAGCUUUAGUGCUGUUAACUUCAAUUGUGUUUAUGUUUUUAAAAUCUGUUGGACACACCUCAACCACAAAGAGUUUCUUCAUUAUUAUUUGUUAAGUUUGUCCAUUUAGAGUCAAUAUUUUAUGUAUUUUCAAAUCUCUGUUGUUUGUGUACCUAAAAAUACUUGGUCAUGGGUGCACUAUAUGCAUUGAUAAAAAUAAAACAAUUAAACAUCAA